AUGGGAUCAGCUUCCUCUGCCGCAAACGCUUAUAGAGCUCAAAUACUCAUAAACACCAUGUUUAAGAGGAGAGGAAACGAUAUCGUCCACACAUAUAAACACGGUUUCACUGGUUUCGCAGCUCGUUUGACAGCGGAAGAGGCUAAAGUUAUAGCCAAGAAACCAGGCGUUGUGUCUGUUUUUCCUGACCCAAACUAUCAGCUCCAUACAACUCAUUCAUGGGACUUUCUCAAGUACCAAGAAGCAGUCAAGAUCGACUCAGGUCCACCUUCAUCAGCAGCAGCCUCAGGUGGAUCAUAUGAUACCAUUAUCGGUAUUCUUGACACAGGGAUAUGGCCAGAAUCAGAGAGCUUCAAUGACAAAGACAUGGGUCCAAUUCCAUCUCGGUGGAAAGGUACAUGCAUGGAAGCAAAAGACUUCAACUCUUCUAACUGUAACAGAAAGAUUAUUGGAGCAAGAUUCUACAAAAACCCUGAUGAUGAUUCAGACUACUUUACCACAAGGGAUGUGAUCGGCCACGGCACUCAUACCUCCUCCACCGCAGCUGGAUCAGUCGUGGAGAACGCGUCCUACUACGGUGUAGCCUCCGGGACCGCAAAGGGAGGCUCACCAAACGCAAGGAUCGCUAUGUACAAAGUAUGCAACCCCGGGGGAUGCUCUGGCUCCUCUAUCUUAGCUGCUUUCGAUGACGCAAUCGCUGAUGGUGUCGAUGUUCUUUCUCUGUCUCUUGGAGCUCCAGCGUACGCGCGCAUUGAGUUAAACACCGAUCCUAUCGCCAUUGGAUCAUUUCAUGCGAUGGAACAAGGGAUCUUGGUGGUCUGCUCUGCUGGUAACGAUGGACCUGAUGUCGGUACAGUUGUCAACACUUCACCUUGGAUAAUGACUGUUGCAGCAAACACCAUUGACAGAGACUUAGAGUCUGAUGUUGUACUCGGUGGCAAUAAAGUCAUCAAGGGCGAAGGAAUACACUUUGGAAAUGUUAGUAAAUCUCCAGUGUAUCCUCUGAUUCUUGGCAAGACUGCCAAGAACGCUGAUACUUCAGAAGGAACAGCCAGAAAAUGUGAAUAUGGUUCUCUAGAUCAAGAAAAGGUGAAAGGGAAGAUUGUGUUAUGCGAGAACGUGGAUGGAGAAUAUUUUGCAUCAAACGCUAGGGACGAGGUAAAGAGGAAAGGAGGUAUCGGUUGCAUCUUUGUAGAUGACAGAACAAGAGCUGUUGCUAGCGCUUAUGGAACUUUCCCUACGACCGUCAUUGACUCAAAGGAAGCAGCUGAGAUCUUCUCCUAUCUCAACUCCACCAAAGAUCCUGUUGCAACAAUUCUCCCCACUGUCACAGUUGAGAAGUUCACACCAGCGCCUUCUGUUGCAUAUUUCUCUUCCAGAGGUCCUUCAAGCAUCACAAGAAGCAUUCUCAAGCCUGACAUUACAGCACCAGGAGUGGCGAUACUAGCUGCUUGGACCGGAAAAGACUCAAGCAUUUCACUGCAAGGCAAGCCUCCUUCUCAGUUCAACGUCAUAUCAGGAACUUCCAUGGCUGCUCCUCACGUUACAGCUGUUGUAUCUCUCAUCAAAUCACAGCAUCCCACAUGGACUCCAUCUGCUAUCAAAUCAGCAAUCAUGACAACAGCGACUCAAACGAACAACGAGAAAGGUCUUAUAACAACAGAAACAGGCGCAACAGCAACACUUUAUGACACUGGAGCAGGAGAGCUAAGCACAACAGCAUCAAUGCAGCCAGGACUUGUCUACGAGACCACUGCUGUUGACUACUUGCACUUCCUCUGUUACUAUGGAUACAACGUAACCACAAUCAAGACUAUAUCAAAAGCUGUUCCAGAGAAUUUCACUUGCCCUGCAGAUUCAAAACUAGACUUGAUCUCAACCAUCAAUUACCCUUCGAUUGGAAUCUCUGGAUUCAAAGGAAAUGAGAGCAAGACAGUGAGUAGAACAGUGACCAAUGUUGGUGGAGACGGUGUGGCUGUUUACACAGUUAGUGUGGAGACACCACCAGGGUUUAGUAUUCAAGUGACGCCAGAGAAACUCCAGUUUACAAAAGAUGGUGAGAAGUUGACUUAUCAGGUGAUAGUCUCUGCUGCUGCUUCUGCUUCACUCAAGAAAGAUGUAUUUGGGGCUCUUACUUGGUCUACUUCCAAGUACAAAGUCAGAAGCCCAAUUGUAAUUAGUAGCGAGAGUAGCAGCACAAACUAA
Messenger RNA from Microthlaspi erraticum, 2205 nucleotides. The record is from the annotation of a GenBank genome assembly. NCBI's taxonomy places the organism in Eukaryota, Viridiplantae, Streptophyta, Magnoliopsida, Brassicales, Brassicaceae.